GGACCUGCACACACACAUGGGGCGACCAUCACGACCGUGGCCGUUAGACGGGAACGGGUCUGUGAACUCUCCUGUGAUGCGAUGGGCAUGGAAUGCGUGUGUGGGGUGCUUCCGCGGCACCCGGAACGCGGCGUCCAUGUUGUGGCGGCGCCUCGAGCGGCGUCCGCGGGUGCUGCGGUUCCUCCUCGCACUCCUCGUCAUGAUCGGGGUCGGCGUCGCAAUCUGGCUGCUUACACCCGAGGUGCCGGUCCCCAAGUACAGCGACAAGGACACGACGAUGCACACGAUUCCCAACUUCCAGGAAGACCACAUCCCCGCGCUGUGGACGGACGACGCGUACGAGUGUGUGGGGUGGCAGGAAACAGACUCAUGCGAGCCCGAGGACAUCACGAGUCGGCGGCCGCUCGAGACCAAAAAGUGCGACGAAACCAUCGACCAGCGCCGCGCCGGGUUUUGCCAAGUGCGCAACAAAACGUCCGGCGCGAUUCUCCGCCUCAUGGUGUCGUCGUGCCACUCGAUGCAGCACCGCCAGUACACAUGUGACAUGGCGCGCAACUUCUCCGAGUUUGCCCUGCUCGCCGCGACGUACCAGCACAUGCCGCUGGCCACGUCAUUGUCGUUACCGGAAGCGCAGCAGCAUCCGCCGACCCGCGCGAUUCUCAUGAUCGUGUACGACAAGGUGCUGCCGAGCGCGUACGCCGCGAUCCGCGUGAUACGAGACCACGGAUGCACGCUGCCAGUGGAGAUGUGGUACCGCCCCGACGAGAUGCAAAUCGACGACAACGCGCUGAUCCAGCACCUCGUCGCAGAUUUCAACGUCCACCUGCGACAGAUAUUUGACCCUCGCGCCGUGGGCUUCCACACCAAGCCAUACGCCGUCUACUACUCCCAUUUUGACAGCAUCUUGCUCUUGGAUGCAGACAACGUGCCCGUGCGCGACCCUACGUACCUCUUUGACGACCCUGCGUUCGUUGAGACGGGCGCGCUGUUCUGGCCAGACUACUGGCAACCCCCCAACUCGCUUUUUGAUGUAACAAGCCACAGUUUGCUGUGGCAGCUGCUCCAGAUGGAGUUUCUGUCCGAAUUCGAACAAGAAAGCGGCCAAGUGCUUAUCAACCGCCGACGAGCCCCCGCUGCGCUCAACAAGCUCAUGUAUUACUCGACCCACGGCCCCAAACUUCUCGAUAACCUCAAGCUCAUCUGGGGGGAUAAGGAUCUGUUUCGACUUGCAUGGCGGAAUACGUCCACGGCAUAUCAUAUGAUGGCGAAACCCCCGGCCAUCGGAGGCAUAUACAGUUAUACGAAGCGCAUCUUCUGUGGGCUGGCCAUGAUCCAAUAUGACCCGCAAGGAGAAAUCCUAUUCUUCCACCGCAACAGCAUCAAACUCGACGGAUCUCCCAACCAGCCGCAUGUGAUCACGCAUAUCCAGCAGUACCGCGGCGAUUCCCGCGACUACCGCGUCGGCCAAAUCAUCUCGGAGCUGGACCAGGAGAGCUGCUACUACAUCCGGACAAAUCGGUCGCUGGCAUCCGGCGCAACGCCGACAUAUGUGACACCGAUCGAGUUUACGCCGUUCGAUGCGGUGGAGCCGGCGGCGAUUGCCUACUCGGUGGAAGGACGGCGCAUCGUGGAGGCGGCGGCCUCGGGGCUAGCCACGUCAUGGUGGUGGCCCUGGCGGUGGAUAGAGCGGAUGGGGUACGCAAGUGUGUGUAUGGCGGGCGUGUUCUAUGGCUUGCGAUGGUGGAGAGCUCACGAAGCCAAGGCCCAUCUCACCACGAACAACCGGUGGAAAUCAUACUAACGGCGCUACUAAAGAUUGAAAUUCUUCAUAUAUAAAGACAAUCUGACUUGGUCAUUGGACGAG
This is a messenger RNA of Aphanomyces astaci, 1864 nucleotides long. RefSeq lists its product as hypothetical. Lineage: Eukaryota; Oomycota; Saprolegniomycetes; Saprolegniales; Verrucalvaceae. Gene Ontology annotation, molecular function: alpha-1,2-mannosyltransferase activity. The coding region runs from base 17 to 1801 and encodes 594 amino acids. The record is from RefSeq and is a predicted model, not a curated record. Gene Ontology annotation, cellular component: Golgi apparatus. Gene Ontology annotation, biological process: mannan biosynthetic process. The transcript is spliced from 2 exons.